GUAAUUUACUAUUUGAGUUUUCAUUCUAGGGCACUCUUCUCUCACGCACGCACUCUUUCGUCUUCUCAUCCCACGCAGCUGCGGCCGCCGCCGCCGCCGCCGACGAACUCUCUCUCUCACUCAUUACUCACCGGUUUUAAAUGGGUGUAUUAGAUAAAGCUGAUUCCUUCUUAGAUGAGGAUACAAUGGAAGAUGAGGAUCUUGAUAGUGAGGAUUCUGAUUUUGAAUCUGAAUCCGAAGAAGAAGAAGAAGAUGUGAAAUUGUCUGAACCAUCAAAGAAUGCAAUAUAUAAUGCAGACGGUCUCCUCGAUAAGCUUGGAGAUACUAGCUGGCCGGAAAAUGCGGGAUGGAUACACAGGUUAUCUCUUGAUAUUGAUCAAGAAAAAGAGGUGGAUGUGAAUGAUGAUCUAGCUAGAGAGCUUGCAUUCUAUACACAGGCUUUGCAGGGGGCAAGAAUGGCCUUUGAGAAGUUCCAAUCUUUAGGACUCCCGUUUCUCAGACCUGCAGACUAUUAUGCUGAGAUGGUGAAGACAGAUACUCACAUGGAGAAAGUGAAGGGUCGGCUGCUGGCCGAGCAGAGAAAGAUGGAGGAGGCCGACGAAAGAAGGAAGGCUAGAGAAGCGAAGAGGUUAGCUAAAGAGAUACAAGCUCAGAAGCUAAAGGAGAGGGCUAAGCAGAAGAAAGAAGAGAUUGAAUCCGUCAAGAAAUGGAGGAAGCAGAGGCAAAAGAGUGGCUUUGCUGGAGGCGAUAAAGGGGGCGAGAUGGACUUAACCUUUGAAGAUGGAAAGACAUUUGAGAGGUCCGGUAAGAAGAGGCCAGGGGUGUCUCCAGGCGACCGCUCGGGAGGGAAGACAAGACAUGGAGGAGGUGGAAAGGGGAAAAAUCCGAAGAAGAAGAGAGACUUCAGAGAUUCCAAGUUCGGAUUCGGCGGGAGGAAGAGUUUGAAAAAGCAGAACACAGCUGAGACAACAAGUGAUAUUAGGGACUUCAACAAAGGAAGUUUGUCGAGUAACAAAAAGAGAAAGAGAUCAUAAAUUAAUGCAAGUUUAGAAAAGGUGCGGAUGGUCAGAUCAACCUAUAGUUAAACUUUCUUUAAAUUUUCAUUCUGUAAUGCUGCGAUCAUUUUUGGUAAUCCUACAAGAUGUAAACUUGAGGCUUAUAAUUUGUAUUUCUUGUUCAAGAAAUAUUGAUUUUGGUAGUUAUUUUUCUUUAUUGUGCAAUUAUGGUUUUUGAAUAGAUUUGAUGAUGCAUCAAUACUUUUGUA
Molecule: messenger RNA, 1264 nt
Organism: Momordica charantia (bitter melon)
Lineage: Eukaryota; Viridiplantae; Streptophyta; Magnoliopsida; Cucurbitales; Cucurbitaceae
Product: putative rRNA-processing protein EBP2 homolog
Biological process (GO): rRNA processing; ribosomal large subunit biogenesis
Cellular component (GO): nuclear periphery; preribosome, large subunit precursor; nucleolus
Source: RefSeq, a predicted model, not a curated record